AUGAAUGGAAAUCAAUUUUGUUUUGAUGCAAAUGUAGAGGAUGUCUCAAAUUUUAUGGAUCCUUCAGCAAGGAAAAGCCCAAAAUCUCUAAAAGCUCUGGCAAUCCAGUGCAGAGAAAAACUGUCACUUUUACAAAAUGCAACAUAUCUGUGCCAAAGUGAAGGUGCUUUUAGAGCACUGGACUACUCCAAACAUCCAAAGAGUAUAUUGAAACUGAAAGACAGGAGAUCAAAAAGUAUCCAUAAAAAAGUGCAUUUUGAGGGAGAGGCUGAUUUGAGUCAUCCACUUACUCAUAUGGACCACGAUCAGGCUUUAGAUGCAGUUAAGAAGCUAUGGAACCUCAGGGAAAGUUCCAACUACAUAAUAGCAAAGGUGUCCGCCUACAAUAUAACAGAUGAGGAUUUUAAGUCACUAGCUUGUAGGAACUGGUUGACAGAUCAGGUCAUGGAUCCAUACAUCGCAUUUAUAGUUCAAGCUGAAAUUGAAAAGGGUAAACAGAUCACAAUGUACCCUUCACAAACCAUGACUGCUAUUAUGAGUGGUACUUUUUCAGUGGAAAAUUGUCGAAAGAAGCUAAAAGUGUUUGAAUGUGAAGCCAUAGUAGGAGCUAUUAUCAAACAUCAGCAUUGGACAUUAGUGAUUGUUGAACCUAAGAAGGGAUUGAUUUAUUUCUACAAUCCAUUGAAUGAGAGGAGGAUCCAAAUCAGGGACAUUCAAAGAAAUUGGUGUUCGUACAUGAAUGCAAGGAUGAUUGCUCUGAAUGAGCUGGAUAACAUGCAGUGGAAAGUGGAAACAAGAGAGCAUUCAAAGCAAACUGAUAGUUUCAAUUGUGGAGUGUAUUGCCUUAUGUUUGCUGAAAGACAUUUCAGUGGACAGCCCAUCUCGAACAUUACCAAUGCAGACUUGGACUUGAUGAGAAUCCGAAUUGCUACAGAUUUAAUGAUGUUUGAAGUGUACCUGACAGAACAUUGUCCUGCAUGUGGAUUUGUUACACGGAGAGAUAAUGAGAUGAAUUGUGAAGAACGCACCAGACACUUUCAUAAAAAACCCCACUGUGUUGGGGAGGAAAACAUUUCAAAAAAUAGCUUUAUCUGCAGGAUGUGUACCAUUCGAUUUUGGGGAGAAAACGACAAUAAAAAAUCACCUGGAAAAAAUGCUGCUAAAAAGACAAAGAAAUCCAUCAGUCUGAGGAAGAAAUCUUCAAAGUGAAUUUGAUUUUUUGAGGACCUUCAGUUUCACGAAGAUGAGCAUGUAUAAGAGUCAUUUGAUAAUCAAUGACCUUCACAGACAAUGUAUUACAAGUGAAAUUUUAUUGUCAGGCAACUCUCUCUUCAAAUAAUGUUUAAAUGUUGUAAUAUACUGAAAAUUAUGUACAGUGUACCUACAUUUUGUUCCAAUAAUGUAUAUUUUGUGAGAAAUAGUACACGAUUUACAGCAUACAUAGAAAUCAGUACAUUAAAUAAUUCAAUGAUUCAGAAAUCAUGAAUUUGUUUUCAAUGAUGUUCUAUUAUGAAACUUAAAGCAGCAUUCUGAUAUUACAAUCUAGUAUGUUUAAAAUGUUUUGUGAAUCACAUAUAGGAUAAAGGUUUCAAGUACUAACAUUUAGUCGAUUUGAUAUUUGUAAUACACCUUAUGAUGAUGCUCUGAUAUGAUUUGUAAAUUGUAAUCUGUAUAGUAUGAUAUCAUAGACACUUCGAGGUCAUAUUGGGCAAGGUGUACAUCAAACCCAAUGUUUUUCUUUUCAAGGACCC
Messenger RNA from Ostrea edulis (European flat oyster), 1751 nucleotides. RefSeq lists its product as uncharacterized. Gene Ontology annotation, molecular function: cysteine-type peptidase activity. The record is from RefSeq and is a predicted model, not a curated record. The transcript is spliced from 12 exons. Gene Ontology annotation, biological process: proteolysis. Lineage: Eukaryota; Metazoa; Mollusca; Bivalvia; Ostreida; Ostreidae. The coding region runs from base 1 to 1209 and encodes 402 amino acids.